This is a messenger RNA of Manihot esculenta (cassava), 891 nucleotides long. RefSeq lists its product as uncharacterized. The record is from RefSeq and is a predicted model, not a curated record. The coding region runs from base 60 to 737 and encodes 225 amino acids. The transcript is spliced from 3 exons. NCBI's taxonomy places the organism in Eukaryota, Viridiplantae, Streptophyta, Magnoliopsida, Malpighiales, Euphorbiaceae.
AAGCAAUUCCGAAUAUUUCCUUCCUAGGGUUUACGGAAGGUUUCUUCUGGAUCCUAACGAUGCACGUCUCCAAAAAGAGAAAAGGAUUGACGGAUCUAGAUGGUCUACCCAAGCAAUGCGAAGAAGGAGUUGUCGAUAAAACCACCGGUGAAGAGGAUGAAGAUGCCGAUAGCACCAUCGGUGAAGAGGCUGAAGAUAGCUCCGACGGUGAGGAAAGUGAGGAGGGCUCCCCGAUCGAUCCUUACAAACUCGGUUCCGAAGUAAUAGUUUUCGAUGGUUCCGAGGGUAACAGAGAUGGUUAUGGAUCUGAUGACACCGAUUACGAGGACGAGCAGAGGGAUGUAUAUCUUAAAUACAGACGUCAGUACAGGGAAAGCGAGGGAUUUGAUUUUGAUGAUUAUCCCAAGCCAAUUAAGGGAGAAAUGUUCUUUGGUGUUGCUCGUCAUGUCAAUUUGGAAGAUGAAGAUGGCUUUUAUACCAAAGGCUGCAGAGAGGCACUUGCAUAUGCUGUCCAGGAACAGAAUAAGAAGGGUGCAAAUCUGAGACCUCUUGAGAUUAUCAAGGCAAAUGCUGAAUCAAUCGGAUUGUAUCACAUAACUUUCAAAGCUGAAGAUAUGAAACUAGGGGAAAUCAAAGUUUAUCAAACUAGGGUCUUCUAUAGUUUGGUUCCUGAUUGUGACCAGAAUCAAGUCUUUAUUUUCAGGUUAAAGGAAGGUAAUUUAAAAAAUUUUUUUUAAAAAAAAGAAUUUAUAUCUGUGCACUACUCAUGUUUAAAUUAAUUUGUGUUGCUUAUUUUAUUUUAUUUUAUUUAUUGUAGAUGAUCAAACUAAUUGAAUUAUGAUUGUUUUUUUUUAUUUAUUUCAAUGAACAAGUGAAUUGAUGUUUAUUGUC